Molecule: messenger RNA, 411 nt
Organism: Saccoglossus kowalevskii
Lineage: Eukaryota; Metazoa; Hemichordata; Enteropneusta; Harrimaniidae
Biological process (GO): negative regulation of amyloid precursor protein biosynthetic process
Cellular component (GO): Golgi apparatus; plasma membrane; extracellular exosome
Molecular function (GO): amyloid-beta binding
Source: RefSeq, a predicted model, not a curated record
CAUUUUGUCAGCAGUCAACAGUGUUAACAGAAAACCGUCAAUCCCUGUCAUAAGAUGAAAUUCAUUGUAGCAGUGUUGUGUUUCGUUGUCGCAUAUGUGGCUGCAGCUCCUACUGAUAGUACUAGUAGUUCAGCGAUUUUCAAUGUGAUCCUUGGAGAUGAAGAGCAGACUAUCACCGUUAAUGAAGAAGAAAAUAUCGAAAUCUACCGCACUUCACAUUCCGAUGAUGCAAUUAUUAUCAAAGAUUUCAACAGAAGAUUAGAGGUAAUCGCGCCUAAAGGUGGUGAAAAAUGUUUCGUGAGACCAUUGCGUGCAAGUAAGAAUGUGGAACCAUCCAAAUUAAAAAGAAAUUUGGAAAAUGACACUGAACAGGUAUGUGAAAUUUAUCACAUGUUCUUACACAUCCCUUAA